AUGUUACUCAUAACUUUUGCCACAGUGCUUAUUUCCUCGGCCCUCCAAAACGGGGCCAUUUCUGAAGUCACUGAAGAAUCUAAGAUCUGCCUGGAACUUAUAUCUAAAAUAGGUGAUAUUGCCUGCAGUCUCAUUGGAGAGGGGGUAUAUUACCGACUGGGUGAAUCAAGCUGCUUAAUAUCAUGCUCGGGCGGCACUUAUCCAAUCGAGUUGCCCGAUCGUGCAUGUGAUAGAAUAUUGAAGCCGGAAAGUUGGCAAGGGUACGUUCAGGUGUUCCAUCAUCUCCCACCGAAGGAAUUUGAGUUCUGCGACGAAACGAUGACUCAAAGGCUGCAAUAUUGGCUUACAGAUUGGCAAAAACGGAAUGAGACAGCGUAUGCUACUAUCUGCAAGAGAAAGGCACGUUAG
Ixodes scapularis (black-legged tick) is the source of this 408-nucleotide messenger RNA. RefSeq lists its product as uncharacterized. Bases 1 to 408 code for a protein of 135 amino acids. The record is from RefSeq and is a predicted model, not a curated record. NCBI's taxonomy places the organism in Eukaryota, Metazoa, Arthropoda, Arachnida, Ixodida, Ixodidae. The transcript has 5 exons.